Messenger RNA from Rangifer tarandus platyrhynchus (Svalbard reindeer), 387 nucleotides. The record is from the annotation of a GenBank genome assembly. Lineage: Eukaryota; Metazoa; Chordata; Mammalia; Artiodactyla; Cervidae.
AUGGCGUCCAAAGAGAAACAAGCAGUAAAAAAUUGCAACAUGGAAGAUGCCAACCAGGAGAAUGAAAAAAAAGAUGGAAAGGAUCAAGAUGCUAAUAAAAGAGAACCUAUGGCCCUCCUUUCGGGUGCUAGUGAAUAUUCUGUACCUAGAGGAACUCGUAGGCGGUUCCGUGUUAGGCAGCCCAUAAUACAUUAUAGAUGGGACGUGACUCAGAGGCUUGGAGAGCCACAGGCGAGGAUGAGAGAAGAUAAUAUGGAAAGGAUUGGGGAGGAGGUGAGGCAGCUGAGGGAAAAGCUGAGGGAAAAGCAGUUGAGUCAUAGUCUGCGGGCAGUUAGCAUUGACCCCCCUUACCAUGAGCAUCAUGAUGAGUUUUGCCUUAUGCCUUGA